Molecule: messenger RNA, 2812 nt
Organism: Epinephelus lanceolatus (giant grouper)
Lineage: Eukaryota; Metazoa; Chordata; Actinopteri; Perciformes; Serranidae
Product: sialic acid-binding Ig-like lectin 13
Source: RefSeq, a predicted model, not a curated record
UCUCACACACAUACAGUAUCUAUGUACAGUAGGUUCCCUUUGCUGACAUGAAAACCUAGUGAUCACUCUAGUUCCUCAUUGGCAGAGAAAAUAAAAAGGAAGCUGGACAAUGUGACCAGUAAGUCUUUGUAUUUAAGGAAGACAAAAAGCCACAUCACUGACUUUAGAGAGGGUAGACUGGAUCACAGAGUCACAGAGUGAGGGGAGAAGGAGACAGGAGGUAAUAGAAGGAGUAAGGCCAGGAGACAACAACAAAACAAGCAACAACUACAGCAGGAAGAAGAACAUGGGUGGACGAGUGGCACAGAGCUGCUGGCUGCUGCUCACACUCUCUGUGGAAGGUAUUCUUGCAGGUGAUUGGUCAGUUCAUCUCCCCUCGGGUCCUAUCUGUGCUGUGACUGGUUCCUCUGUUGUUCUCCCUUGUUCCUAUGACUACCCCCAAAGUUCUAAUGAAACCGAGAAAGAAGGACGGCUCUCUGCUCAGGGUGGAGGAGGAGGACAGUACAAAGUUUUGUCUGAAAUGUGGUGUCUCGAAGACAGUCGUUGCCUCACAUCAAGAUACGUCUUCCACAGUGAUGGUAUCUUCCCAGAUCCAUCCUACCAGAACAGGGUGGAGUACCUGGGACAACCCGGAACCAGAAACUGUUCUCUGAGGAUUUCUGAUCUGAGGCAAUCGGACAGCGGAGCGUAUGUGUUUUACCUCAUCACCAGCCACCCGACAGAGAAGAUGCCAGAGCAGAGCGGUGUACAGCUGCUGGUGGCAGACUCCUCCAGUGCAGUCACAGUGUCAGCGAGUCCGUCCAGUGACAUCACACAGGGUGAAGCCUUACGUCUGGCCUGCUGCAGCCCUGCUGCCAGUCCACAGGCUCGUUUCAGAUGGUACAAGAGCACAAGCACCAGCCUGAGACAUGCUGGACAGGUGUGGAACAUCAGUGACGUUACAUCUGAUUACUCUGGCAGCUACUACUGUGAGAUACAGACUGGAGAUAAUGUGCAGAAGUCAGCAAUGCUGCCCAUUGACGUAGAGUACUCUCCUCGAAACACAGCUGUCUCCAUCUCUUCUCAUGAAGUGGUACAGGACGGACAUCCUGUAACUCUGACCUGCAGCAGUGAUGCCAACCCGCCUGUCCACACAUAUACCUGGUACCAGGGUGCAGCAUGUCUCCCUACAGCAGACAAAAGCUUUUAUCCAGCAAGAAUAUCCCCGGCUAGACCCACAGGAAGUGGCCUGACACUGCCACACAGCAGUUCCAGCAUCACCACUGAGCAAUGUGGGCAGCACUGCUGUGUGGCACGUAACAGACAUGGAUCACAGACUCACAGCGUCACACUCGCAGGUCCCAAAGGAGACAAAUCGUUGAUCAUUGGACUGAUUGUUGGGGCUGUACUGGUUAUUAUGGCCAUAGUGGCCAUUGUCAUAGCAAGGAGCCGGAAGCCAUCCAGACAGCAGUCGUAUGUCCUCACCGAGACAACUGCUACAGCACCUUAAGGUCUCAGCAAGUCUGGGACAAACACCCUACAACCACCAAAAGCAUAAGACACCUUUUUUAUUUAAUUACAGGAACUCCCUUGGACACUUGUAUGUUACCUCCACGCCUCAUAUUGCCAUGUAAACCUCUUUAACACAAGCACAGCCGCCUUCAAACCAGCAUCAAUAUCACAUGCUGUAGCACAGUUUGGCCUGCUUGAGGCCAUGACUGAAAUCAUGUACACAGAAUAAAAACAAGUCUGUUGAUAGCGGCAAUCACUCAUACAGUGUGCGACAACCUGAAGAUCAUAUGAUGAGACUUUGCUGAACAUUUAAGCAUGCAGGACACAAUUCUGAAACGUUUACUCCCUGGAUUUCAAUGCACUGAGCUCAACGAAGAUGGGCUUUAAAGACUCAAUGCUUAAUCAGAAAACCAACAGAACUGAGGAGAAACUGUCUUUACUCUGUGGGCUGAUGAUCUCAUCAUUGGUUCCAUUUGUUUAAGUGCAAUUGUGCUGCUGUCAGGAUUCAACCAAGCGAUCUUCAAGAAAAGAAUAUUUAUUAAAACAAGAAAAUAGACUCUGUUGCCUCUUCUAAUGACCAAAAUCCUAGUUUGUGUUCUAGUAGGUUGAACUGCUGCAAGGGCAGAUGUAAAUUUGAAUACAUCCUCCAUGGUUAAUAACAUAUGAAGACCACAUCCAGAGUUAUUGUAAGGACUUGGAUUUUAACAACACGCCACAGAGUGCACCCAGUACUGUGUAAGCAAUGUCCAGAAACAGCUGGUACCGAGAGCCUGUUAGUGAUGAUGAUGAGCCUGAAGAUGAUGAUGCAAAAUAUGGACAUAAUGAUCCAAUUAAACGCUGUUGGCAGUGAGGACUGGGUCACAUCUGUGUGGUUUUGAGUAAACUCUCCAGUGUGAUAAGGCUCUAACAGAUACUGACCAGAGCCUGAGGAUGAAAACCAGGCGGACAGUGACUCUGACACCCGGACAUUCAUUUACAAAAUGUUCUUUGAUAUCAACUCUUCAUCUCAUUAGUCUAUUUUUAGAAUUUUGCUUUAGUCUGAUUUGUUAUAUUGGAGUGAGCUGAGCAAAGGGGUGCAAAUGUUCUCUAUUUUUAAAAUGCUAAUUAAGUAAACAAGGAAGUACAGUGCUUCAUUUCCCAAAUAUUUAAAGAGACAGUGUCACAUAAUGUAUGUGCAUAUCACUUGUUGUUUUCUUUGGCUGUGUUUACUGUUUAACAUUUCUGUGAUGUGUUAAAGCUGGAGUAAGCAGUUUUUAUGUAGUUUGUUUUUUUGGUGUCUUUGGGCAAAAAAAAAUCAUUAAAAACUUUGAGUAUAUUGUAA